CUCCCAUGGUCUUGUCUGUGUUUUCAUUCCAGAGCCCAGAUCCAAAGAUGGCAACUGUUGUUGUUGGGUUUUUUCGAUUUUCAACAUGAAGAGCCCCCCUUCAGCCGACGAAUUUGAACAAAACACAAUGGAGCUGGGUGACCGUCUUCCCCAAAUCGAUAAAAAGCGGCAUCGUUAUCCGUACUGUAUCGUUUGGACGCCUAUUCCUUUACUCACAUGGCUGUUCCCAUUUAUUGGGCACAUGGGAAUUGCCAUGUCUUCUGGGGUUAUUCGAGAUUUCGCUGGCCCAUACUACGUUUCCGAGGAUAACAUGGCAUUUGGCAAUCCUACAAGGUACUUGAGACUCAACCCAGCAAAGAUUGCAAGUCCCAACAAUGGCUGGGACACAUCUGUCUCAUCUGCUUCAGAAGAGUACAAGCACAGGAUGCAUAAUUUAUGCUGUGACAACUGUCAUUCACACGUUGCCAUGGCACUGAACUUCAUGGAGUAUGACAAGUCUUCAUCGUGGAAUAUGGUCACACUUGCUGCAAAAUUGUUCUUCUUUGGGAAAUAUGUCAGCUUUGCAGGUUUUCUAAAGACAUGGCUUCCAUUCACCAUUUUAGCAACAGCAACUAUCCUCUUGGUGGUUCUUUUAUAAACAAAAUGUGAAUUAUUACAUUAUAAAACAACACCUGGAAUGCAUUAUACACUGUAGUAUCUUACAUAUAAUUUCCAUUCCAGUAUAAAUUUAGUUAAAUUUAUAUGGUUUAGUGUGCACUGAAGAUGCCUGCAAGUUGUCAUAAUCUAUAGAAAAUUCUGUCAAAUAUUCCCUCUUCUUUCCAAUGUAAAUUUAUAUCUGCAUACAGUAAAUCAUCCUUGUGGACCCAGGGUAUCGCAGAGAUCGGACACACAGGGACCUCAAAAA
Messenger RNA from Nematostella vectensis (starlet sea anemone), 904 nucleotides. Its product is annotated as transmembrane protein 222. The record is from RefSeq and is a predicted model, not a curated record. The transcript is spliced from 6 exons. Bases 86 to 637 code for a protein of 183 amino acids. NCBI's taxonomy places the organism in Eukaryota, Metazoa, Cnidaria, Anthozoa, Actiniaria, Edwardsiidae.